ACUAUCCUGUCCGAAGGCAAGGCUGCCCGACCAGAGGACCAUGUUGCUCUCUGCUCUCCUUCUACUGCUUCACAACACGUGGGUGACAGGUUCAGUGCUCCAUGAUUUGAUACAUAAACGUGCAGAAUAUCGAGAAAACUGCACCAGAACCUUGGAAGCCACCCUCCAUACUGUAACUGGAAUAUACUGCAAUGGUACAUCCGACGUGUUCGCCUGCUGGCCACAUUCAUCUCCUGGGAUCGUAUCAGUGCCCUGUCCUCCAUAUUUGCCCUGGAUCAAUGAAGGUUUCCCUGGAAAGGUGUAUAAGAUAUGCACUGAAAACGGGACAUGGAAGAGAGAGGGGAACUCUGUGUGGCGAAAUGAGUCAGAGUGUAAAGACAUGGCUCACUUUUUCAAAGCUGAGGAGGACGAGGUGUUUCGCCAGACAGUGCUGAGGAUCCUCUCCAUCGUUGGCUACUCGCUGUCGUUGACCUCCCUCUGUUUGGCUAUGCUGAUCAUGGGCCUGCUGAGGAAGCUUCACUGCACAAGGAACUACAUCCACAUGAACUUAUUUGUGUCCUUCAUGCUUAGAGCAACUGCAGUCAUUACCAAAGAAAUCGUAUUACACAUCAUGUACUCCAACGUGCCCAAGGAUGAAAUUGGAUGGAACAGCUACACAGACUCCACAAUAUUAAUGAUCUGUAAGGCCUCCAAGGUAUCCAUGCAGUAUUUUGUGGGGUGUAAUUACUUCUGGCUCCUGGUGGAGGCGAUAUUUCUGCACACUCUGCUCUUCACAGCUGUACUGACCAAGCGGCGUCUACUGAAGAGAUACAUGCUGGUAGGAUGGGGAACUCCAUUUUUGUUUGUGAUACCAUGGACAGUUGUUAAAGUUCUAUAUGAAAAUAAAGGUUGCUGGUUCAUUACCAACAGCUGGAUAUGGUGGAUAAUUAGAGCUCCCAUUACUCUCGCAGUUUUAGUUGUAUUCUGCAUAUUUCUCAGAAUCAUUAAGCUCUUGUUGUCAAAGUUAAAAGCCGACCAAUUAAAGUUUACGGACUACAGAUACAGUCUAGCCAGAGCCACACUGGUGCUGAUCCCUUUGCUCGGCAUCCACGAGGUCGUGUUCAUGAUCAUCACGGACGAGACCGUGGAGGGGAGUCACCUGUAUGUGCGAAACUUCAUCAAUCUAACCCUGAGCUCUUUCCAGGGCUUUCUGGUUGCAGUCCUGUACUGCUUUGCCAAUGGAGAGGUCCAAGCUGAGCUAAAGAACAGAUGGCGAGUCUUUCUCUUCGCAAACCGCUUCGAGGUCCACAACUACUUUGUUGGCAUGCACCCCAAAUACUUAUGGAAGAACUCACAGAAGGGACCAAAUCACCCCUCAGACCACAGCGAUUCAUAUGACGACGGAAGCCACGCCCCCACGCAUGGCCAGCUGACGCAAGUGACCGUCCAAUCAGGAGCAGAGGUGUCCUUCGUACAGUGCACAGGUGUGGAGUUCUGCAGCAGGAAGAGCCUGUCUAGCAGUGAUGGGGACAUGACGCUGGGCGAGACCAUGGAAGAGAUUCUGGAGGGGGUUUCAUUUUAAUGUCCUCUUCCUGACUCUCUUUCACAGAUUUAUGGCAGGGCACAUUUUUAUUUGUAAAUUUGUACUUUAUAACAUAUUUGUGAAUGUUUGUCAGUAUAAAUGCGUAGGACUUUUACUGCUUGUCCCAUGUUCAAUAUGCAUGUGUGUGUGUGUGUGUGUGUGUGUGUGUGUGUGUGUGUGUGUGUGAGAGAGAGAAA
This is a messenger RNA of Electrophorus electricus (electric eel), 1758 nucleotides long. RefSeq names its product glucagon-like peptide 2 receptor (gene glp2r). NCBI's taxonomy places the organism in Eukaryota, Metazoa, Chordata, Actinopteri, Gymnotiformes, Gymnotidae. Gene Ontology annotation, cellular component: plasma membrane. The record is from RefSeq and is a predicted model, not a curated record. Gene Ontology annotation, molecular function: peptide hormone binding; glucagon receptor activity. Gene Ontology annotation, biological process: adenylate cyclase-modulating G protein-coupled receptor signaling pathway; cell surface receptor signaling pathway.